Messenger RNA from Petromyzon marinus (sea lamprey), 2312 nucleotides. RefSeq names its product sorting nexin-2-like. Gene Ontology annotation, molecular function: phosphatidylinositol binding. Gene Ontology annotation, biological process: early endosome to Golgi transport. The record is from RefSeq and is a predicted model, not a curated record. Gene Ontology annotation, cellular component: endosome; endosome membrane. Lineage: Eukaryota; Metazoa; Chordata; Hyperoartia; Petromyzontiformes; Petromyzontidae.
AAGUCACGUGGGGCAGGCGCGGCGAUCACGUGAACGUCACGAGAGGCGAAGAUGGCGGCGGAGCGAGAGCCCCCGCCGCUCUUUGACGACGACGAGGAGGAGGAGAAGACGCGUGGCGGUGGCGAGGACGACGAGGAGGAGGAGGAGGGAGACGAGGAGGAGCAGGACGAUGGCGCCGACAUCUUCACCAGCGUCCUCAGCAACCCCGAGAAUCUGAUCAGCCCCUUCUCGCCGGAGCCAGCCAGCUUGCUGUCAGAAGAAAGCAGCUCCAAGUCCAAUGGGUUGCAAGCUCAGUCCCUGGACACCUCACCUGAGGACGACCCAGAUGAUCUGUUUGCUGAGGCUACGGAGGAGGUGUCUCUAGAAAGCCCCGUCAACAGAAUCUCCGUUGCUGCCAACCCAGGGCCCACUGUAAAGCCAAGUCAAGGUGACAUGGCGUCAUCUUUCAAACCUGAUGCCAUCACACCCAGCCCUGUCCCUGCAGCCUCCAAGCUCGUGUCCUUUCAGAGGACCCGAGAUGAGAUUGAAGAGGAAGAAAGUGGAGACACCUUUGACCUUCGAAUAACAAUUACAAACCCAGAGAAAGUUGGUGAUGGAAUGAAUGCAUACAUGGCUUACAAUGUCACUACUACGACCUCGCUGCCCAUGUUCAAAAGGAAGGAAUUCACAGUGAAGCGGAGAUUCAGCGACUUCCUGGGCCUCUACGAGAAGCUGACGGAGAAAUUCAGUCACAGUGGCUUCAUCGUGCCACCCGCACCAGAGAAGAGCGUCUUAGGUAUGACCAAAGUGAAAGUGGGCAAGGACGACCCUUCGUCUGUUGAGUUUGUGGAGAGGAGGCGCGCUGCUUUGGAGAGAUAUCUCCAGAGAACUUCAAAACAUCCUACCCUCAUGCAAGAUCCAGACUUCAGGGAUUUCUUGGAAAGAGAUGAGCUUCCUCGAGCGGUUAACACUCAGGCCCUGAGUGGGGCGGGCAUCCUGCGCAUGGUGACCAAAGCGGCAGAUGCCGUCAACAAGAUGACCAUCAAGAUGAACGAGUCGGACUCGUGGUUUGAGGAGAAACAACUGGAGUUUGAAAACCUUGAAACGCAGCUGCGCAAGCUUCACGGCAACUUUGAGGGACUGGUCAAUCAUCGGAAAGAGAUGUCCUUGAACACGGCCGCGUUUGCCAAGAGCGCGGCCAUGCUGGGAAACUCGGAGGACAACACGGCGCUGUCACGGGCCCUCUCGCAGCUGGCGGAGGUGGAGGAGAAGAUCGACGCCCUGCACCAGGAGCAGGCCAACGCCGACCUCUACGUCUUCGCCGAGCUGCUCGCCGACUACAUCCGCCUGCUCACCUCCAUCCGGGGCGUGUUUGACCAGCGGGCGAAGAGUUGGCAGAGGUGGCAGGACGCACAGGCCAACCUGCACAAGAAGCGCGAGAACGAGGCCAAGCUACAGUGGGCCAACAAGCCAGACAAGCUGCAGCAGGCCAAGGACGAGAUCCGCGAGUGGGAUGCCAAGGUGCAGCAAGGAGAGAGCGAGUUUGAAAUCGUCUCAAAGACCAUCAGGAAGGAGGUCAUGAGAUUUGAGAAAGAACGUGUCAGGGACUUCAAGAAUGGGAUUGUCAGAUACAUUGAGUCUCUUAUAAACACUGAGCAACAGCUGAUCAAAUACUGGGAGGCCUUUCUGCCUGAAGCUAAGGCUAUUGCUUAAUUCCACGAGCUCUCCUCCAAGGCUGUGGAUGCUGAAAGGGACAGGACUGCUUCAAGUAAACAAUCGUACUCGUGCCCUUAAUCGGACGUAGGGUUGAGGAUUUGUCUGAGAGUCCAGGUGGCAUAUUCUCCCUCCCUCUAUAAACAUUGUAUAAAGUUAAUCAGAGUAUGUGGUUUGUACACGCGUCUCGUUAUUUUUCAGCUUUUUAUACAAAACAUUAAAGAUUAAAGAUGUUUGUUUUUCAUCGAAGCUAAUUAUUGAUCUCUUUGUUGAUUGUGCACACAAGUUUGGAUCUUGACCUCGCAGCGGCAGUUGGUAGCUCGGGCAACAGGCAAAUCGCGUUUCCCUGUAAUUGUUGAUUACACGUGCAUUGACGGUCCCGGUGAACUGGCGUGCACUUGGUACCAGUUAGCUGGGAGAAUUCCCUAUGAAUGAGUGGUUUACCAAACGAAGCUGCACCUAGCCCCGAGGUUGUAAAUUCGAAUUGCUCACAUGUUCACCACAGAUGUAUAUUUUGGAAAUGUUUGACAUUAAAUCAAUAAAAUCAUCACUUCUAAAUCUGUACUCCAUUAUAUCUGCAGUGACGUUGCCUUAAUAAACACACUUGUUAAACUUUGUAA